AUGUCUGAAGGACCCGCCGACGGCAGCCCCGGUUACAACUUUGAGAAGCCUAGUCGGAAACUGCCCCAAAAUGCCCCUGCAAGCGCCGAACGCAGACCCGCUCCAGGCUCCGCCUUCCAAUACGAUUCACUUGAUCAUGAGACGGACUCCAUUCGGCUGAUCCAGAUCCUGCCUGGCCCAGAUGGAGAAGUCGUUCGAUGCACGAUACGCCAUACGACGAUCAGUGAGUCGUCGUACACGUGUUUGUCAUAUACGUGGCAGCCGGAGUUUCCGAACCACGACGUCGAGAUCAAUGCGUGUUCUCUCUCAGUUGGCGAGAAUCUGUAUCAGUUCCUGCAUGCCUACUGCGCAUAUGCGAUGCGGAGAAGCCCAGUAGAUUACAGCUGGCUCAAAUACAAGCGCACUCUCUCUCCCUCUCUAUGGAUCGAUGCCAUCUGUAUACGCCAGUCCGAUGGCACUGAGAAGAAUCAUCAAGUACGACAGAUGUCCCAGAUAUACACAGACGCAGAUCACGUCUUGAUCUGGUUGGGCCAGCUCGAGGACUGCGAGCAUCUCUUCCGAGACCUCAACAAUGCGUACAAUUCCAGGUUCCCAGUCGUGGCUAUCGAUGAAAAGGAGAGACUCGAAUACGAGCUUCUGGCGUUCUAUAACUCGCCCUACUGGUCUCGGCUGUGGGUCGUACAGGAAAUAUUGGUGGCAUGUGGAACCCCUGAUCGCAAGAUAGCGAUAUUUUCAGGCCAGCAGUUGAUCGAUUUCGACAGUCUCUACAUAGCUAUCUCGAAAACGACAGGGAAUAUUGGCAGGUUUGCCAUCACUUGUUUGACCAAUUCUCAAUUUCACAAAUACGGAAGACAUAGCCUGUUUCGCACGAGGCCAAGGGGCGACUUCGUUGUGCCGAGCCCUCUCAGAGAUCUACUCGUCGCUUUCCCACAGGAAUGUCGAGACAAGCGGGAUCGAGUUUUCGCAUUGCUUUCUGUGAGCAACGAUACAUCGUUUAUUCAAGUCGAUUAUGACUUGACAAAGGGAGAACUUUUUCAACACGUCUUCGCACAAUACGUUCACGACAUCCAUCUAGAUGAGUGCGCCAGCUUCGGCGCCAUCCUGAUCGAAUCGCUUGAGCUAGGAGACCCCUCGGCAGACUUGGAGUUCUCGAAUCUAUCGGCCUUUUCAAGUUUGUCAGAUAACCAUCCCCAACACACGUACUAG
Molecule: messenger RNA, 1206 nt
Organism: Parastagonospora nodorum SN15
Lineage: Eukaryota; Fungi; Ascomycota; Dothideomycetes; Pleosporales; Phaeosphaeriaceae
Exons: 1
Coding region: 1-1206 (401 amino acids)
Source: RefSeq, a predicted model, not a curated record